This is a messenger RNA of Diaporthe citri, 363 nucleotides long. RefSeq lists its product as uncharacterized. The transcript has a single exon. The record is from RefSeq and is a predicted model, not a curated record. Lineage: Eukaryota; Fungi; Ascomycota; Sordariomycetes; Diaporthales; Diaporthaceae. The coding region runs from base 1 to 363 and encodes 120 amino acids.
AUGAAAUUCAAGUUUGAAAAGCGAAACGAGAAGACACCAGGCCACCCACACGCGGCCCACGGUGUCGAGCUCCGGGUGGCUUGGGCCCGGGUUUUCAAGGCUAUUAUCGACAUCACGUGUGAGCCGUCGACUCGUGACAAGCCUCAAAACAAGAAAGCUUUUGAGAGGAUGCCCUCGGCUGCAUUUGAGGAUCUGGUCAAAGUCUGGUCCAAAAGCGAUGCGUCUGGCGGGUCCUGCUGCCCGCUGGCUGCUGAGGGCAUUGGCAAGCUGCUCCUUUCCACAGGGAUCACACCAAGUGAUGCAGGUCUGCAGAAAUGGAGGACGCUGUGCUCCGGCGAGGACAUCGGGGCUAGUGGAAGAUAG